Cornus florida is the source of this 1968-nucleotide messenger RNA. RefSeq lists its product as uncharacterized. The transcript has 3 exons. Bases 1 to 1968 code for a protein of 655 amino acids. The record is from RefSeq and is a predicted model, not a curated record. NCBI's taxonomy places the organism in Eukaryota, Viridiplantae, Streptophyta, Magnoliopsida, Cornales, Cornaceae.
AUGAUUUGGACCAUUACUGACUUUCCUGCCUAUGCGAUGGCUUCUAGAUGGAUGACAAAGGGUUAUCUAGCAUGUCCAAAUUGUAACAAAGAAACAUGUUCUUGUUAUUUGAAACACGGACGGAAGUUGUGUUAUUUGGGAAGUCGUAUGUUUUUGUCACUAGAUCAUGUUUUUAGGAAGCGGUACAAGCAGUUUAAUGGUGAGAAGCAAGAUAAAGGGCCACCAAAGCAGUUGACAGGUGAUGAUAUUCUGGAACAACUUAACCGCAUACCCGAGGUUAGUUUCGGAAAGGGACCAAAUAACAAAAAGCGAACUCGUGAAAAUUUUGAACUUAACUGGACAAAGAAGAGUAUUUUCUUUGAACUACCUUAUUGGCAAACCUUUUUGUUGCGGCACAACCUAGACAUUAUGCAUAUAGAGAAAAACAUAUGCGAUAAUGUGUUGGGGACAUUAUUGGACAUUGAAGGUAAAACGAAGGAUACAUUCAAAAGUCGGUUGGAUUUAGAAGCAAUGAAGAUUAGAAAAGAACUGCACCUCAAGCGUAAUGGUGAAAAAUUUGAGAUGCCACGAGCGCGCUACACAUUGUCAAAGAAUGAUAAAAAGCAAUUGUGUGAAUGGCUAAAAUCAGUUAAGUUCCCAGAUGGCUAUGCCUCGAACAUAAGUCGGUGUGUGAAUGUUAAUAAUUGUAAGAUAUCUGGAUUGAAAAGUCAUGAUUCACACGUUCUCUUACAGUGCUUCCUCCUCAUAGCUAUACGAGGAUUCUUAGAUUCGGAUAUUUGUAACGCAAUAGCAGAGCUUGGUUUAUUCUUCAAGGAAUUGUGUUGUCGAACUGUUAAAAUGGAUGUCUUAGAGGCAAUGGAAAGGGACAUUGCUAUUAUACUAUGCAAGUUGGAGAUGAUAUUUCCUCCGUCAUUUUUUGACAUUAUGGUGCACUUGGCUCUGCAUUUGCCGCGUGAAGCCAUUAUUGCUGGCCCCGCACAAUAUCGAUGGAUGUACCCCAUUGAAAGAUUUUUGCAUACCCUCAAACUGUACGUGCGUAACAAAGCACGUCCUGAAGGGUCCAUUGCUGAAGCUUACUUAGAUAAUGAAUGCUUGACAUUUUGUUCAAAAUUUCUCGGAGGGAUUGAGACACGGUUCAAUCGAGAAGAAAGAAAUAAUGAGGGGGAUUGCAACAAUAAUUGGACCACUAUUUCAGAUCUAAAGCAAGUAGUUCGACCUCUAGGGGCGCAAAGUUUGGAGAUAUUGUCUCGUGAGGACAUGGAAAUGGCUCGAUUGUACGUGUUACAAAAUUCUGGAGUAGUUGAGUCAUACGAAGAAUUCCAUACUAAGGAAAGGGAACAAAACCGACGAACGCAGAAUUGUGGUGUGUUAGUGAAAGGAGAAUGUGAAGAUUACUACGGUAAACUAACAGAUAUCAUUGAGUUACGAUAUCCACUGGGUAGACAAAUCUUCCUUUUCAAAUGUGAUUGGUUUGAUGUUAGGAUUGCUAUACAUAAGGAUACCUAUUUUAAAAGCGUAAAUGUAGCCAGUAGAGCUUACAAAAAUGAGCCAUUUGUGUUAGCAAAUCAAGCAAAACAAUGCUUCUAUGUCAAAGACAACAAAUUUCAAGGGACAUGGGAAGUAGUUCAAGAUAUAACAAAUAGAAGCUCAUUUGAUGUACCUGAAAAAGAGGGUGAAGUAGUAGUAGAGGAUGAAAUGCUUAACACUGCAGCGUACCAAGAGAAUGAACCAAGCAUUAUGGAUAGGAUUGUUGAAGUGGACUUGGACAUGGAUCUACUCUCUUUGAACAGGGACGAUUUAGAGGGUGAAACCCUUAAUGCUGAAGUGAUUGAAAAAUGUAGUGGUGAAGCAGCAAUUAAUGACGACUUUUGGGUUGACGAGGAUGAUGAUAGAGAUGACGUUCAGUAUAAUUCAGAUGAGGAACCAGAACUGUUGUCCGAAGAUGAUACUGAUUUGGAUGACAUAUGA